This is a messenger RNA of Thrips palmi, 1895 nucleotides long. RefSeq names its product cathepsin O-like. Gene Ontology annotation, molecular function: cysteine-type endopeptidase activity. NCBI's taxonomy places the organism in Eukaryota, Metazoa, Arthropoda, Insecta, Thysanoptera, Thripidae. The transcript is spliced from 7 exons. Bases 7 to 1068 code for a protein of 353 amino acids. The record is from RefSeq and is a predicted model, not a curated record. Gene Ontology annotation, cellular component: lysosome.
GUGAAGAUGGCGACAGACUGGAAGACCGUCGCCCUUACGUGCGGUUUAAUUUGUUUGUGUUUUGUGGCAGUACCCAUACGCUUCGAUAAGCCAAGCAGUCAAAGUAAUUUGUCUCUCUUCAAAUCAUAUGUCCACCGCUUCAAUAAAACUUACAAUGCCACCGAGUUCGAAGUCAGAUACGCCAAGUUCCAGGAAACUUUGAGAUUCAUUGAUGAGCUAAAUGGAGAUCGUACAUCAAAUGACAGUGCACGAUAUGGCCUCACAGAAUUCUCUGAUAUGUCACGAGAAGAAUUUCUUGAUCGCAAACUUCAGAAACAUCUGCAUAAACGAUUGCACUCUCAUAACAGACAUCACUCUAAUAAGAAUGAAUCAUCUACAAUAAAUCACAUCAAAAAGAGAUCAGUUGAUGGUUUACCAGAUGUAGUAGACUGGCGCACGAAAGGUGUUGUUGGUGCUGUCCGAAAUCAGAAAACUUGUGGAGCCUGCUGGGCCUUCAGCACUGUUGGAACUAUCGAAUCAAUGGCAGCAAUGAAAACUGGCACGGUUGAAGUUCUUAGCGUACAGGAGAUAAUUGAUUGUGCCGGUUACGGUAAUCUUGGAUGUAAUGGUGGUGACACAUGCAGUCUCCUGUAUUGGCUCAAGCAAAAUAAUAUUGCCAUUGAACCUGAAAAGCAGUAUCCACUGAACUGGAAAACCAACGCAUGUGCACUUAAAGGACCAGAAACAGGCGUAAGGAUUGCAAGUUAUACCUGUAGCAGUCUUGUGGGACGAGAGGACAUUAUGGUCUCUAUGCUUGCUAAUCAUGGACCCAUCAUUGUUGCUGUAAACGCCCUGACAUGGCAACAUUACCUAGGAGGGGUGAUCCAAUUUCAUUGUGAUGGUUCUUUAGACCAUAUUAACCAUGCUGUGCAAAUUGUUGGGUAUGACCGCACAGCUGCCAUCCCACACUACAUUGUCCGUAACUCGUGGGGAACAGCAUUUGGUGACAAUGGUUACUUGUACCUGGCCAUGAAUAGUAAUAUGUGCGGUGUGGGAACAGAAGUUGCAUCUUUAGAUGUUCUGCUUUAAAAUGAGAAUGUAAUGUGGUUGAUGUCCUUACAGUACCAUGGCAAGUCAAUUUUUUUGGCUUGUUAGACCAGAGGAUUUAACCAUAAUAAGAUAGGCUCCAUGCAGGAUACCAUGGAAAAAAAAUUAGUAUCCAUGAUAGCUCUCUUCAGUAGGGUGGUGUAGAUGAUCUAGCACCUUGCCCCUUACAUUUUAACAAAUUGUUGUUGUUUUUAAUGUGUUUUUAAAAAUUUGAUGCUCAAGAGGCAGCCUUAUUAUUAUUGUUCCCAAAUAAGGAAUCUGUUAUUCUGAGUGUGCUGCAAAUUUUUUGAUGCUAACUUAGCUAUUGUUUCAACUUUUGUCCUGCUGGGAGGUCUCAUUUGUUAAUUUUUAUUCACUGAUUUGUUUUCUUGAGUAUAUUGUGAUGUUUCAGCAGGAUUGAUGUUUCCCAGUGCCAUCCACGGUGUAAAGUUAUUAUUACAUCUGUCUUUACACCUUUUGUAGUAUUUUUUUUUUUGUAUUAACACUCAUUUUGAGUGCUUGUUCAUGUUUACAUUGACUGCCAGUGCAAGCUGUUACAAUCAGUGUACAACAUGACCCAUUCCAAUACGUUUUACCUACUCUGUGAUGCUUUUCCUCUGUGAUUCUGUGUGCCAUUAGUAUUUUACUCAAAAUUUGAUAUUGAUUGUGGACCAAUUUUAACUCUGUAGUUAGUGCCUGUGCUCGAACAAUACUGAUCUUAUGAACAAAAUGCACUUAUUAUGAUCUUUUGUAUAAUUAUCAAUCGCCGUAGUUAGUGCCUGUGCUCGGACAAUACUGAUCUUAUAAAUAAAAUGCACUUCUUAUUAUGA